GCUACAUGCAUGUGCAAGAUUCAUGUCACCCACUUCAUUGUUCAAUUUAUGAAAAGUAAAAUUUCCCAUAUACAGUGUUGGAAACAUUUGACACUUGCACUCAAUGUUGAUGGAGUUAUAAUGAAUUAAAAGGGAGAUGCAGAUUAUUUCUCUUAAAAAUCCAUGUGAAGUUCCUGCUUAUAAUUUGGUGACUCAUGUUUUUUUGCUGCAUGGGUAGUCUGAGAAGCUUUUUCCUAUUCAGUGGGUACCAUAGGGCAUGGGCACUGAAAAAAUGGUUUCUGAAUCAUAAGAAUAGGGGGUUGGGCGAGUAUUUGUGGUUGACCGCACUUGGAAAUAUAUUCUUUGGUUUGGAACUUAUGUUUUGCUUCUGCUGGCAGGUGAGAGUAAAUGCUCUUUUAUGUUUGAGUGAUAUGGUUCACAUACUUGACAAGCAUGCUGUAAUGGAUAUUUUGCAAACGAUCCAAAGGUGCACAACUGUUGAUCACUCUGCUCCAACUCUUAUGUGUACCCUUGGAGUUGCCAACUCGAUUUCAAAACAGUAUGGAAUAGAAUUUACUGUGGAGCAUGUUCUUCCACUACUCCUGCCUCUUCUCAUUGCCCAACAAUUGAAUGUUCAGCAGUUUGCAAAGUAUAUGCUGUUUGUUAAGGAUAUCCUCAGGAAGAUAGAAGAAAAACGUGGCGUAACUCUGACUGAUUCUGGAGUUCCAGAGGUAAGACCAUCUCCUGCUUCUGAUGGAUGUCAGUCAGAACUAGUAACAAAAACUGUUGCGAGUGCUUCACCUACUACAAGGGGUGGUGCAUGGGAUGAAGAUUGGAUUCCCACAAGGGGACCUGCCACAACCCUCCUGUCUUCCAUGACAAGCACGUCAUCCAUCCAGUCUGCAGUAGCCAAUCAGUCCAUUCAUGUUUCUUCUACAAACUCACAGUCCUCAACAACUGCAGCAUCUAGUCAGCAAAUUCCAUUGUCAUGCCCUGCAGUUGAUGUAGAGUGGCCUCCACGGUCGUCUUGUGGUGGUACAACUGCAUUAGGUGAUCAUCAGAAGCUAGAUCAAAACAGAGGUGCAACCAAUGCAAAUUUUGAAGAUAUUGAUCCUUUUGCUGAUUGGCCUCCACGGCCUAAUGGCUCUUCAAAUGCUACUGGAUCUGCCAUCAAUAGUACAAUAGCACCGUCUGCUAAGAAAUAUGGGUCCAGCUUAAAUGCAAGUAACCUAAAUGGUCUAAAUUUUCCAGCCAACAGCAAUACUACUUGGGCCUUCAGCCAAAAUUCUGUUGAGCCAUUGAAGCAGAAUCAAGAGAAUUCAACAUUUGAUAUUGGUAUUCUUACUAGCGGAGGAAUCAAACCUCACAACUCUCUUGGAUCGUUGAAACAACAAAGUCAUGGGAUUUCAGGUUUGAGUGGCUCCACAGAGAAAGCUAGAGAUCUUGGAUCUAUAUUUGGUUCUACCAAGGCUGAGCAGACUGCACCCAGACUUGCCCCGCCACCAUUGACUGCCGUGGGUAGAGGGAGAGGAAGAGGCAGAGGAAAUCAAGAGCAACGUGGGGCUACUUCAGUGUUACGAUCCAGCAAUACCAAACCACCAUUGGAGCAGCCGCCAUUAAUGGAUCUGUUGUAG
This is a messenger RNA of Ilex paraguariensis (yerba mate), 1613 nucleotides long. Lineage: Eukaryota; Viridiplantae; Streptophyta; Magnoliopsida; Aquifoliales; Aquifoliaceae. The record is from the annotation of a GenBank genome assembly.